Messenger RNA from Coturnix japonica (Japanese quail), 6283 nucleotides. It is a transcript of the gene IPMK, whose product is annotated as inositol polyphosphate multikinase. Gene Ontology annotation, molecular function: inositol tetrakisphosphate kinase activity; inositol-1,4,5-trisphosphate 3-kinase activity. Gene Ontology annotation, biological process: inositol phosphate biosynthetic process. Lineage: Eukaryota; Metazoa; Chordata; Aves; Galliformes; Phasianidae. Gene Ontology annotation, cellular component: cytoplasm; nucleus. The record is from RefSeq and is a predicted model, not a curated record.
CACGGCACGGCUCGCGCCGAGCGGAGCGGGGUGAUGGAGUCGCGGGCCGUCGCCGCUCGCAGCCCGGCACGCAGCGCCCGCUGAGCCCCGCCCGCCGCGACACCGCAGCCCCUCGGCUCCCCCUCGGGAAAUGGCCACGGAGCCCCCGCGGCCGGCGCCGCCCGCGGCCGGGCACCCCGAGGGAGGGUGCGGGCGCUGCGCGGGCGGCGGGCGCGGCGAGGCGGAGGAGGCCGCGGCCCAGCAGGCGGGAGGCGCCGCCCCGGGCCCCGCGGUGGCCGUGCUGCCGGCGGCGGCGGGGGGCCGGCGGCGGGGACUGAACGGCUGCGUGCCGCUGUCGCACCAGGUGGCCGGGCACAUGUACGGCAAGGAUAAAGGCGGUAUACUGCAGCAUCCAGAUGGGACUGUCCUGAAGCAGCUGCAGCCCCCACCUCGAGGUCCCAGGGAGCAGGAGUUCUACAACAAGGUUUAUGACUCUGACUGUUGCGACAGUGUUCUUCUGGAGCUGCGAGAGCAUCUGCCAAAAUACUUUGGUGUCUGGUCACCACCUACUGCACCAAAUGAUAUGUAUCUGAAACUGGAAGACGUGACCCGUAAAUUUAAUAAGCCGUGCAUAAUGGAUGUAAAAAUAGGGCAGAAAAGUUACGAUCCGUAUGCUUCAGCAGAGAAGAUCCAGCAGCAGGUCAGCAAGUACCCGCUGAUGGAAGAGAUUGGCUUCCUGGUACUUGGCAUGAGGGUUUACCAUGUCUCUUCUGACAGCUACGAGACGCAAAACCAGCACUACGGGAGGAGCUUGACAAAGGAAACAGUGAAGGACGGCAUCUCCAAGUUCUUCCACAACGGGUACUGCUUGAGAAGAGAUGCGAUCGCUGCCAGCAUUCAGAAGAUUGAAAAGAUUUUGAAGUGGUUUGAGGGCCAAAAGCAGCUCAACUUUUAUGCGAGCUCGUUGCUGUUUGUUUACGAGGGCUCAAGUCAGGCCCCAGCCGUGCGGCUGAGUGACGUCACCUUGGCAGAGAAGAGAGGAGUGCCCAAAGGGCUGUUAUCAGGUGGAGACAUACUGGAGUAUAACAACAAUAUUCAUGUCAUAAGUUCUACAGAGAACGGAAAGAUUGAGGCCUCUGUCAGUAAAGGCUUGUCCAAAUUUUAUGCACUUCACAAAAAGGCAUACUCAAAGAGGCACCACAGCCAGCUCUCGCUAAAGGUUGGAAGCUUGGAGCAAGACAACAUGUGGAAAAGCAGCACUUGCAUUGCACAGGAGCAUCUGAACGGAAACGUUAUACCGCAACUGGAAAAGGUUUUCUGUCACAUGCCAGCAGAGAUCAAGGAAAGUGCAAACGUAGAAGUCCGAAUGAUAGAUUUUGCUCACGUGUUUCCCAGCAACACGAAGGAUGAGGGCUACGUUUAUGGUCUGAAAAAUUUGAUCACAGUACUUAAAAAUAUUUUGGAUAACUAGAUUCUUUGUUAUGGUUUUUACUGGGGGCCAACGAUAAAGAAGAGCAGCAACGUGAAGAAUUUCUGCACUUGUAAUGCUGUAUAACUGGGUUUGUAUUGUUCUACUCUAUCUAAUUUGUCUUUGUACUUUUGGUAGAAGGGUUUAACUUUUUAUAAUCUCACUCAGGAAAAUAAAUGAUAGUGAACUGGGGAGUGUGAUAGGGUGAAGAUACUUGAGAUUAAGCAGGAUAGGUAAACUAGCAGGGUGAAGUGUAUGUGGUUGGCUUAAAUCCAAGCAGUACUAUAAGCAGGGGUUGUGCUACUUCCCACAAGGACUUGAGCUUAGACAACAUUUGCCCACCUAGCCUUGACACUGAGCCAUAUCUCCAUUAACAGGUCUUUAAAAAAUGGAGAGAAAACUGCACAGCACAGGACUGGUAUCCUCAGUACUGCCAUCUUGUGUUUACUACAUUGGAAUAACUGGAGUUAUAACCCGACUUGCAGAGAAGUCCCGUUUAGAUUUAGUUGUCUGACUUGGGAACCAGCGUAUCCAAAAGAAUUUCUGGACGUAGUAGGGUGGUAGUGCUGUGCUUUUAGCACUGCUGUGGGCGCUUCCCCUCCUGGUGGCUGUUUGUAGCCGAUGGUCAUUGCAGAUAAGCUGCAGUGUUAUUUGUGUGAGGUGCUAAGAAAAUGCUGGACUAAACUGUGGUAACAGGCUUAAGCUGCACAACUGCUAGAGAAACUUUGUUUUGAGAAAGAGUGAAGAAAAAAGAAAAGAAAAAAAAGAAAACAAAUGAAUGUGAGAUAUUCCAGGAGCUAAUUUGGUUUAGGAGAGAAAGUUAAUCUGUUAAUGGAGUGUGUGAUGUUGCGACUAAGGGAAAUGCUCCUUUGUUCUGAUGGCCCGUUUCCAAAAACAUUGCUUCUAGAAGCAAACUAACUGAAUGGAGAGACGAAGCAUUUGGGUAAAGCGUAGAGAGAUGUCCUCAAGCUGUUUGUGUUUUUGCAAGAAGCAAUUCACAGUUCUACUGCCAUGGAGCACCAGCUGGGAGCGACGCAGCGAGGGGCCGUGUGCUGCCAAGAGCCAGCACAGCCCGGAGCAGCCCGACAGACCCUGAGCUCAAGCCAUCUUCGUUUACUUAUUCAUUCAUUUUAUGUUUCCGCCCUCACCCCAUUGGCAUACAGACGAGCUGUAUGGUUUCAAAACUGCCCUGCUUUCUUCUUGAUUUUUUUUGUUUUUUCCCCUCUCCACAGGAAAAAAUAAGAAUUAAGGCUUUCAUGUAGAAUGAGAUUGGGAUGGUGGUGUGCCUCCUCUCUGUACUUUGCACAUGGCUGUCCUAAUGUGCAUACACAGGUGAUGGCGGAGAAGUCACACCAUACCAAAAGACAGAUGUUAAUGCUUUAAGCAAGCACCCAUUCCUAGAAUGGGUUUAGACCUUGAUGCAUCUUUUAAAUGUGGACUCGACGUGACGGUGUGGCCUUGCUGCUCUCUGUAGGAUGUUCUGCACUAUGCACUCUCGUCUGUAUGCGUCCUUAUGAGUUCUUAUUACCACAUCUUGUUUUCUUUCUUUGAACAAAUGCGCUGCUUUAAAUGAAGUUUAAGCUAAAGCUCCACUGUAGAUCCUGGGUUAAUUGGAAAGAAACGGAGCAUUGUGUAGAAAUUAAUGUGAUUUGUAACAUUUUUGUAAAUGUUAGAGGUAAUACUGGCCGAUGCAUUGAAGAAUCAAGGCAGUCUACAAGGUGAUGCUUUUGAAGCAUGGGGGAGAUGCCUGCAGGAGGGGCAGGAAGAUUGUGUUAAGAUUUUCCUGUGAAUUCCGGUGAUGGCAGAGGGGUAAACAUGGGGAAGAUGAGGUGUUUCUUCCAGCUGGUAUUUCCACAGCACUGUGUAGGUAAUGCGUUCCCAACUCUGUGAACUAAUUCAGCCAUGUUCUAGGAAGAGUUUGUGGUUUUUUUGGCUUUGAUGCUGGUUUCUGUGUUAUGGUUUAGAUGUUUUAUCCCAUGAACAGUCAACACUAGGGUAGUCUAGGCUGGUAAUGGCCAUGUAACUAUAAUCUCACAACGCUUUAAUAGAAAAUACAGGGGGAAAACAUUUCUUUUCCUGUUUCAUUUUUCCUCUGUAAUUCAUCUCUACUGGAUUUUAAUCCAUGUUUUGUGCCAGAGAAAUGGGACAUCUGCCUCAAAGGAGUCAGUUAUUGGAAGUGUUCUAAAUGCUCUCAGUGUAAGCGUGUUCUCCUGUCUCUGCGUUAAGAUAAAUGUCUUCAGUGUUUGGAUGCUCUUUUAAGUAUUGAUUGUCGUGUUGACUAUGGCAGUGUUUGUAAUGCGCCUGGAAUAUUGUUGAACUGUCAGAUUAUUUUGAAUAAAAAAAGAAAAAAGUAAAAUAAUUUCAACAGUUUUUUUUUUUUGUUUUGUUUUUUAGUUACUAUGGAUGUAUUUCUGUUAAUUUAAAACGUAGCCUGAAAGAUAACAGUAUUUUUUAAUGGGAAGUUGUGUAAAUAAAGCUUGUUGUGGAGGUGUUUUGGCAUAGUGCUGAAUGUGAGCGUAAGCCCACGGCGGCGUUUUACCCACGUUGUUCUUGCACACUUGAGAUUUGGUGUUUGUGGUGUCUCGUAUUUGCUCAGAUUGGGCUGUUUUCAGUUACAGUUGGAGCUGCAUUCACAGAAUGGAUAGGAAAAUGCCAUCUUAGCGCUAUACUAAUACAUAUGUGUUGCCUCUCUCUCUCCCUGCCAUUGACGCCUCUUGUUUGUUGUCUGUGUGACAGACAGGACUGUGUGGUCAUGUCCGCAGGCUCUUGGGUCAAAACUGAGAGCAGGUCCCUUCCCUGGGCUGCUGUGCGGUUCAAGUGCUGAUGGAACCUGUCUGCUUUCAUUUUAAGCAAUAAGAGAUUGAUUGAGUAGAAUCAAUUGUCGAAAGGGAAGAUGGGUCUGAGUGUUGUUGUUCAUGUACUCUCCAAGAACAUACUUAUUCUGAAGACUUUCUGUCUAGGUGAUGAUGAGAACUCUGCAUAUGCUUACCUAAGGUAAUUGAAUUGUAUACGUUUUUAUAACAAAAGCAUUUACAUAUAUGGUAUUUUUGGAUGAGGGUAGAAUCUGCUGCAUAAAUAACAUUAGAAAAUUAUUAUACUGUUAUGAAGCAUCGAAAGUAUUUUAACCAAAUUGUUGUUAAGAACAGAAAUGGAGACUUUACAUGUAUCUGUGGUUCACUUGGAACUUGUACCAUUUUCUGUUUCUCUGCCGUCACACGUGGUCAGCCCGUCCUUUUCUGUAACACUGCAGUUUUGUGGGGGAUGUUUCAGGUCUCAGUCAGCGGAUGAGGAAAUAGCUAAAUCCUUCUUGUUUCAUUCACAGAGCACACGCGGUUUUGUUCUUAAAAGGAAUUUCAGUGUGUUAUUCCUCUGGAGCCCCAAGAGAACCAUUCCCCACCUGCAGAGAGCUCCCGCUGGGAUGAGUGUGGCCUGUGCAGGGCCAAGAAUGGGACUCGUCACAGCAGCAGCAAAGGGAAGGCAUGGCCUGCUCUGCCAUAUCACCAGUGGUGUUUACAGCCUGAACUUAGAAACCUUUGCCACUGUUCUUUCACUUCACAGUGUGAAGUAUUGUCACGUAUAGGAAGGCAGAGGUAGGUUGGAGACUUGUACCUGCUGUUCCAAGCUCGGUUGUUUGUUCUCUCCCCCAAGGUUUAUUUUCCAUUCAGCUUUCCUCCAGAGUGCCUUCUUCAGCCCUGGGACCGUGGGUGACCUGUAGCAUCUCCGUGGAGUGAUUUAAAACCAAACUACUCAUGCCCCAUAACUGCUCUCGAAGUGCAGAUAUUGAAGAACACCAUCAAAAUGCCUCAGAUAACGUAGGAAAAGCAAUUUCCCUUUUGUACUUCUUAGCAUGGAGAGGCAGGAGUGGCAUUUCAGCACAGAACGUGUUUGGGUUGGAGCGUGGAAAGCGGGUUUUGUGAAAUUCACUUGUGUGUGUGAAUAUUCUGAGAGCAAGGUGAGUGACAGCCAAACAGGGCAUGAUGUUUCCUUACUGCUAUCAGUGCUGUAGCUUGAUUUAAGAAGGUAACACGGGGGAAGUGUGCUGCCUUCAGUGUGUGAGGCCAAUCUGUAAGUGAAAGCUGCAGAGCAGGUUGUUUACAGAGGGACAACUGUAAUUAUUUCAGCUGCGUUUGAAAGGGGGUAAAUGGAAAAAAAGCUAAGGCAGAAGCAGACCUCAAGAAACAUCUUUUACCGUGGUCUUGUGUGGUGGGGAUGGGCCUCGUGCAUUUGGAGUUGAAUUUCUGUGUGUUGUGCGACAUUCAACAGAAAAUAGUCACCAAGAACAAAGGUACUUCAAACAAUAAAACCCCUUUGUUUGAAUUGUGUACAUUGGUUAAACAAAAGUUGUUUUUUUCUUUUUCUUUUCCCCUAAAUAAAGUAACUAAAGUGACUUAUGAACUGACUCCUAAACACGUGUGUUGCACCUGACUACAACGAAACCAGAGUGCACAAAGGCACUUUAUGCUCUGGGAACUGCACUGGAAGCUAAACGAAAGCAUGUGAAAUUGCACCUGACACUGCGUCCUUAAUUGCUUUUAACAUCUAAAGUCCGACACUUAUUGUGCUUGAUGGAUGAAUGUAUCAAGUCUGGUCUCAGUUUCUCUGAUAGAAGAGUUCGAUGCUGUCACUCCGACUCCUCUGAUCUUUGUGUUGGACCGUAAUUUCAUUUGCUCUUUGCCGUUAUUGGACUGCAGGGGGUAUUGUUAAUAUUACAUGUCUUUAUUUUAUAGAAUAUUGUACUAUGCUAUCGACCAACUUUUGUAAUUUAAUUCCAGUUGAUACUUAGGGUAAUUCUAAUAGCUGUAUAUUUGGCAAAAUAUUAAACUUUUCUGCAAGUGA